UUCAACAAAAAUCAAAAAAUCAACAAAAUUGUUCCUACGGUCAAUCUGUCAAUCGUCAGUUCACAGUUCUAAAAGUUUUCAAUUUGGUAAACAAAAAUUGUCUUGUUCGUUGAGAGAUUUUUCCUUCAGGUCUGUUUCAUUUUAUUAUAAUAAGUAUUCUUUUUAUCAAUUAUUGUGUUGUGAUAUUGUUGUUACAUGGGUGUUUCUUUGGAAAGUUGGCUUUAAAUUGCAUUGAAUUGGCGAAAUAGACGGCCAUGGAUGACGAAUAUGUAAUCGAAGAGCAAAGUGAUGAAGAAUAUGAUACGUCUAGUUCUGAAGAUGAAUUCACGGAUUUCAUUAAAAGAGAAUGCGGAAUACUUGAAGUUGAAGAUGAUUUCGAAGCUGAAGUAGACAAAGUAAUGUCUGCUCAUAUGGACAAAAUAAAAGCUUCCACAGGGGGGAAAGAACAAAAUGAAGCGAGUUGUUCGAAUGCAGAAAGAGCUUUUAAUUAUAAUGAUGAGAAGGAAAAGAUAAAUGAUGAGCUUCUCUAUGAUCCAGACAUGGAUGAUGACGAUGAAAAGUGGAUUAAUGAAAAGCGCCGUUCAUAUAUUUUUCCAGCGGAUAAAAGCAACAAACAGGUGAAACCACUGCCUAAUAGCGAUGCGGUACUUAACUGUCCAGCAUGUUUGUCUUUAUUGUGUUUAGAUUGUCAGAGACAUGAUAUUUAUAAAAAUCAGUAUAGAGCCAUGUUUGUUUCAAAUUGUAAUGUUAACCAUUCAGAAACUCUGAAAUAUCCAGUUAAAAAGAAGAAAAUGAAGAAUACAAAGAUGCUGCUAAAUGAUGAAAAUUAUAAUCCUGUUGUGUGUUCCAUAUGUAAUACUGAAGUAGCUGUAUAUGACUCAGAAGAAGUGUAUCACUUUUUCAACGUACUUGCAAGUUAUUAGAAGAUUUUUUUAAAUAUUGUUUUCUAGAGGAAAACAUUUCACAAAUGUAGAUGUUAUAUCUUUUGGCUAAUUAAAAAUUUCCA
This is a messenger RNA of Uloborus diversus, 1006 nucleotides long. RefSeq names its product E2F-associated phosphoprotein-like. The transcript has a single exon. Gene Ontology annotation, cellular component: nucleus. Gene Ontology annotation, biological process: positive regulation of cell population proliferation. The record is from RefSeq and is a predicted model, not a curated record. NCBI's taxonomy places the organism in Eukaryota, Metazoa, Arthropoda, Arachnida, Araneae, Uloboridae. The coding region runs from base 255 to 923 and encodes 222 amino acids.